Lactuca virosa is the source of this 516-nucleotide messenger RNA. Lineage: Eukaryota; Viridiplantae; Streptophyta; Magnoliopsida; Asterales; Asteraceae. The record is from the annotation of a GenBank genome assembly.
AUGCCGACAAAGAACAACCUACCAACAACAUCAAUUGCAGAGCGUGGCUAUUACCUUCUUGUCCAACGACCCGUCAACUCCUCCAUGCUUCCUCUUCAUGGCUGCAGCGAACCCAAAUCCCCUUGUCUGCCAAUGAUUUCCCCAUGGCGUUCUGUGUGCAUUGAUAAGGGUUUUCACCUUCGUCCCUUCUACUCUGACAGGACAAGGGCAGGCUGGUCAAGACUGGAAGCUUUACACAUUCAUAUCCAUUUUGUUGAAGAUCUGAUACCCCUCUUAUCUACAGAGCAGUUCCCAACUAGUACCCUAUUUUUCCUUAUCUCAUGUGCAAGUUUAAACUGUUCUUUCAUUGCUAUUGCCAAUUCAAACAGAUGUAAGUUAAAUAAGGUUUUGACUGAUAAUUCUUCUGGUUCUAAGAUUACUGUCAAAGAAUAUUGUAAUGAGGAUGCACAAUGUUCAUUUGUUGUUGACAAAAUAUUAGAACUCACUUCUUCAUCUGUCAAAGGCACUUUUGGAUAG